Messenger RNA from Aspergillus homomorphus CBS 101889, 1389 nucleotides. Its product is annotated as MSF1 domain protein. Gene Ontology annotation, biological process: phospholipid transport. The transcript has a single exon. Bases 196 to 993 code for a protein of 265 amino acids. Gene Ontology annotation, molecular function: phosphatidic acid transfer activity. Lineage: Eukaryota; Fungi; Ascomycota; Eurotiomycetes; Eurotiales; Aspergillaceae. Gene Ontology annotation, cellular component: mitochondrial intermembrane space. The record is from RefSeq and is a predicted model, not a curated record.
ACGAGCUGAUCAUACAAAACCUUACUUGCUAUUGGAACUUAAACAAGCAGCCUCGCCCAGAUUCACAACGCCACCAUCCACCCAGUCCAGCUCCCAAUCCCAUCUACUCAGUAUCCAUCCAUCGACUUGUCAGUCUGAUCAAUCCAUCAAUCCAUUCCUAUCCAAUCUCUUCUGUAUGCAUCAACAGCUGCAAGAAUGAAAUUCUUCGAGAAUGUCUUCACAUACGACUACUCCUUCCCGGCCGUGUCGCUGGCUUACUUCCUCCGCUAUCCCAAUCCGUACUCUCGCCAUGUCUUAACAACCGAUGUCAUUGACCGCUAUGUCGAUCCAGAAACGAAGCGCCUUCACACGAUCCGCCUGCACCUCAAGAAGUCUAAGGUCCCGUCGGGUAUACUGAAGUUGCUGCCGAAGGGGAUCGGCGGCUCGGACAGCUCGGGACAGAGCUAUAUCCUGGAAACAACCACCGUCGACGUCAAUGAAGGCUGGAUGAAGACCGAGUCGCGCAACAUGGAGUGGACUGGCAUCCUGAGUGUGGUGGAGAAGCAAUUCUACCAGCGCCAGCCGCUCGACGGGGCUCUCGACAAACCCCAGGGUCUUUCUCUCGACGGAAAAAUGAGCGAGCAAACGACCGUCAAGACAACCGUCACGUUCCACUCCCGAUUCGGACAAGGGAAGCUUUUGGGUCGGAGAACGGCGGACACUACCGGUGACCAAGUGGGCGAGAUUGAAGACGAGGCUCCCAGGAGAGGAUUCUUUACGUCGCUGUCCACGGCAGGCAUCCAGCGCACAAUUGAGCUGAUCGGAUUGAACCGUACUCGGGAUGCUAUCGCCAAGAGCAAACAAGGCAUGAAUAUCGUUUUGGAACGUCUGCGCGGCGGUGGCAUUGUCGGUGUCCUCGAGGGCAUGCGCCAGGACCGGGAAGCCAUUGUUGGGGGUGAUGGCCCGUGGAAACGCGUUUGGUUAAGGGGUAACGCGGACGAUGAUGAACAUUGACAUUGAUUUUUGAUCGAGUGGAAGUGAUACACUUGAAAUAACUAUAUAUGCGACAUUCCAGCGUGGAGUUUUGGCGUUUGGGCCAUUUUUUUUUUCGGUUACUGAUUUCUCCAGGACACUCUCCCACCCCCACCCAUGCAUCUUUCUCCUGAUUGACUACUGCUAUCAUGAACAUCACCACCUUCACGUCUUUUUCGACUGAUUGACUACUGCUAUCAUCGACGUCAUUCACACAAGCAUAUUCGAGCAUAUUUGGAAGGGAAAAGAACACGGAACAAUCGUUGUGUAUACUAGGAAAGAAACUGUCUAUCGGAUAUUUUUGAUCUUCCGGAGGCAUCUUGUACAAUAUCAUUAAAGUUUCAGUCAUCUUUUGAACUCACCCGCGGGGCUCGAUGC